GAAGUUCUAGGGCUGGGGUUUAGCUUUUGCAGAUUGUAAUGCAGGGAAAGGGGGCGCCCACAAUGCCAGAGCCCGCUUUAGCUUAGCUAAGCCGCAGCUAUGGGGGACAAGUGGUCUCCAAACGUUGCCUAGUGCAGUGGGAAAGUGCGCUAGCCAUUGGAGCCUGUAGCAAAUGAGCUAAUGCAGCCCAAGGGCGUUACACGGAGGUGCAACAUGGCGCUGCUUCAAGAGGUGCAUUUGGGAGACUGUGGGACGCAAACAGCCUUCAAGAUUCUGAAUGCAUCUCCAGGUCUGGGGUUGUGCUGCCCCCCUGGUUGGGCCGCAGGUGGCUGUGGUCGAUAUCACUGGAGGAAGAGAAAGCACCUGAGGAGCAAUCCAGGCCCCCAAUGUUUCGCCAUGUCUGGAAGCAUCGAAGAUAAGUUGAUGCUCUCAACAAAUGUGGCUGCUCCUGGGCUAGCUGACAGCGCCCAUGCAAAACAAUCGAGCACCUUUCACAAAAGGCGCACCACCACCGAAGAGAGGCCAAAAACAGACAACACUAAGUUUGUCAAACCCAAGACUGUGGGCCACUCUCCGGUGCCCCCUGCCCCCAAGCUGAAAAGUAGACCAAACAAGGAGAGGGAGUGCAAUUCCCUGUUGUCUCAAUGUACACGCACUGACGAGGUUUUCAGAGUUGUGGAUACGCUUGGCCCCACUUUCACCACCGUCAAUGCUGUGACGGCCUUUUAUACAUUAGCACGGUUGAGCAAGGGCCUGCGGCCGUCCCAGAAAGCAGCCCUCCGCAGCGACCCCCGGAUGCGCCGGGUCGCUCGGUUGGCGCACUCCAAGAUCCUCGCCUGUGGCUGGCGCAGCCUCGCCAACCUGGCCUGGGCGGAGGCCCAUCUCCAGAUUGGCGGUCCCAGCUUCUUUGAGGCAAUUGCGGAGGCUGCCGUACAACUGCCCCUGGAGCGCCCCCCCAAACCCCAGGAGCUGGUGGCACUCGUCUCGGGUUUCGCUCGCUGCGGCACGUCCGCUCCGGCCAUGUUUCAGCGUGUUGCGGAACUCGUCGAGCCGUGUGUAGCUGACUACGAUGGCUGGCAGAUCGCCCAGCUGGCCUGGGCGUUUGCCAAGGCGAGUCCGCAGUCCACAGACGUGGGGCUCUGGGCUGCCCUCCAGGGAGAAGCGCUGCGCCGCCUAGACACGCUCACCCCGCAGAGCCUCAGCCUGCUGCUCGGGUCCUGGACGGAGGUGGGCGUGGCUGACGAAGACUGCUUCGACCGCAUUGCGGCCGCCAUUGCGCCUCGUGUUCAUGAGUACCCCCCCGUCGACAUCUCCUUCACUGCAAGGGCCUUCGCCAAGACGGGGCGCGACUAUUCGCCUCUGAUGGCCGCCUUGGCGGAGCGCAGCAAGGCCGUCGUGCACGACUUCGCUCCCGAGAACUUAGCGGCCCUCAUCUGGUCGUUCGGCGCCGCCCGCUACUACGACGAGGACCUGCUGCGCACGCUCCUUGCGGCCCACACGCCCACGGUCGCUGCUCUGACGCCACUCGAGGCCAGCAACCUGCUCUGGGGCCUGGCCAUGCUGCGCUACUUCGACCCCGCGUUCCUGGACGCCAUGGCGGCCUCCGUGUGCGUGCGCGUGGCCGAGUUCGAGGACACGCACCUGGCGAGCGUGCUCUUCGCGUAUGCCUCCUUCGGGGCCGCCGGGCCGCCCGACUUCCUGCCCACGCUCGCACGCGAGGUACUCCGCCGAUUGCGAACCGGUGCUGAGUUCAAGCGCGCGUCGCUGGUGAACAUUGCGUGGGGGUUCAUGGUGCUGGGCUGCUACCCCCCCGCCCUGUUCGCUGCCAUGCGGCCCGCGCUGUACCGCGGCCCCUUCCUCGCGCACGAGGCCGCCAAGCUGCACCAGCUCGAGCUCGCGCUGCGCCUCGAGGCGCCCACCAUUGCGCCGCCCCACCCGCCGGGCGACGUGGCCGCUCUCCUGGAAGACCUCUGGCAGCAGGGCGACGCUAAGUACCGCGCCAAGCUGUAUUGGGCCAAGAUGAACCAGGGGGCCCAGGUGGUGACGUCGGCGCUGCAGCGCGACGUGCACGCGUCCUUGGAGCGGCUGGGCGUGGCGGCGCACGAGGAGUACGCGGACGGCGACCACGUGCUCGACAUUGCGCUGCCCGCGCAGCGCAUCGCCGUCGAGGUGGACGGGCCGCACCACUUCGCCGCCAAUGCGCGCCGCACCCCGCUCGGGCCCACGCGCCUCAAGCACCGCCUGCUGCGCAGGCGCGGUUGGCGCCUCAUCACGGUGCCCCAUUACGAAUGGGAGGCGCUGAGCGGCGACGAGGCGCGGGAUGAGCACAUGCGGCAGCGCCUGGAGCCCCUGGUGCGCGCCGCGCAGGAAGACGCGGCAAAGGAGGCACCCGCCCCAGCCGGGCAGCCACCUGCAGAACAGAGCGGGCGGCCGUCAUCAGAUGCGCCCGCCAACAACCACCAGGAGAGACGACCAAGCCAAGAAGCGCAGGCGGAGAUACUGGCACGCUCGGAGAAGCUGAAAAUGCUGGCGGCGUCGAGGGGCAAAACGGGCAAAAUAGACAUGUUGAAAAGGGCAGCCGUUCGACGUGCUCUGUUAUCAAAAGGCGGGACUAAAGACAGCGACUUGGACUCGAAUCAAGCUACAGGUGAUUGACUGGCUGCAGGUCUUACUGUCCUGACCAUUUCUGUCGAGUUGGCCGACAUGUUGAAUUAUAGCCUGA
Molecule: messenger RNA, 2722 nt
Organism: Klebsormidium nitens
Lineage: Eukaryota; Viridiplantae; Streptophyta; Klebsormidiophyceae; Klebsormidiales; Klebsormidiaceae
Source: the annotation of a GenBank genome assembly